AUGGCAUCCCAUAUAGAACAACCAGUUCCUUACAGAAAGCCUGGAAACAAGAGUGAUUCCAAGGAAGGUCACGAUAUGAUUGCUGAAAACUUCAACAAUAUGCCACUCUUAUCGCCUACGUUGACUCCAUCUCAGGUACCAAUUUCCGAAACUCCCCAGGUUCCACCAAAAGUGUCGGAUGAGGUCAGAAAUGCUUUACCAAUUCACGGAAAGUUACCAGAGGUUAGAUGUAUGGCCAGAGCGAGGAUCCCAACUACAAAUGGGCCAGAAAUCUUCUUACAUUUGUACGAGAAUAAUAUUGACAAUAAGGAGCAUUUAGCAAUCGUUUUUGGAGAAGAUAUUCGUUCAAAAACUUUGUUUGCAAAGAGACCGAAUGAUACCCAGCAGGACAGAAUGACCAGAGGUGCAUACGUGGGCAAGUUGUUUCCUGGACGGGUUGAUGCGGACCAUGACAGCCACUCUAACAUGUCGUUGAAUUUUGACACGGAUGGUGAUCUUAUAAGAGAACCAAGCACUACCUUCAUGGAAGACCCGUGUAUAGUGCGUAUCCACUCUGAAUGUUACACGGGAGAAACUGCUUGGUCUGCCCGUUGUGACUGCGGUGAACAAUUCGAUGAAGCAGGAAGAAUUAUGGGAAAUGAUGGUCACGGAUGUAUUGUCUACUUGAGACAAGAAGGUAGAGGUAUUGGAUUAGGAGAGAAGUUGAAGGCAUAUAAUUUACAAGACUUGGGAGCAGAUACUGUGCAAGCGAACUUAAUAUUAAGACACCCUGCUGAUGGUCGAUCAUUUUCACUUGCCACUGCAAUCUUAUUAGAUUUGGGACUAGCUGAAAUCAAACUAUUGACCAACAACCCCGACAAGAUUUUAGCUGUCGAAGGUAAGAAUAGAGAUAUAAAGGUGUUAGAGCGAGUUCCUAUGGUUCCAUUGGCCUGGAAAACAGAAGACGGUAUCAAGUCAAAGGAAAUUGAAGGAUAUUUGAGCACCAAGAUCGAAAGAAUGGGCCAUCUCUUGGAAAAACCCUUAAAAAUUUAG
Molecule: messenger RNA, 1032 nt
Organism: Debaryomyces hansenii CBS767
Lineage: Eukaryota; Fungi; Ascomycota; Pichiomycetes; Serinales; Debaryomycetaceae
Gene: RIB1
Product: GTP cyclohydrolase II
Exons: 1
Coding region: 1-1032 (343 amino acids)
Biological process (GO): riboflavin biosynthetic process
Molecular function (GO): GTP cyclohydrolase II activity
Source: RefSeq, a predicted model, not a curated record